UCAGGCCAGUUCACCGCUCCACCACUCAUUCUGUUUCACUGAGCUGUCAAUACACACCACCUUCCCCUUUCCUUGUGUUUGGCGACCACAUUUUCUAACAAAUCCUGUCCGUUAUUCUCUCCGACGACGUUUUGCCACAGAUAACAGCUGCUUCCGUCUCACCAUGACUCGUAGGUGAUCUUCAGAGUGUCCGGGUGGUUCUGGGGGUCCAGGUUGGUGUGGUGAGAGAGCAAGCUAACUAAGGGGAGGAGGAGGACUGCCUGGGGGCAUCGCAGCCAAGGCUUCCAAGUGACUUGGCGGGGAGCUUGGCAAACUGUUCUGCAACAUGGAGAAGGAUGACCUGAAGGUUCUCAACAAGGGGGGCGAGGAUGAGAUGGAGCUGCGGGGCUACCGUCUGUGUCGCUGGCGUCUGGCCCUGGUGGGUCUCGGAGUGCUGUGUACAGGUGGCUUCAUCCUCCUGUUGCUCUACUGGAUGCCGGAGUGGUGCGUUAAAUCCACCUGCACCCGCUCCACAGCCCGCGAUGCCCAAGUGGUGCUGAUGCGCUCCACGGAUGAGUUCCGGCGCUGGUUCCUGGCCAAGGUGCGAGUGAUUCUAGCCCCAGGGAGAAACCCUUUCCACAGCCUGGAGACCCAGACCACCUCCCCCUCCCCCUCUUCCUGCCCCACCCCUCCCUCCGCCUCCCCCCCUCUGGCCAACGGGUACACCCCACAUCCCUCUGAUGGCAGCCCCGCUCAGGAGCUCAUCAGGAGAUAUGCCGACUACCAGCCCACACAGAUUCGCUAUUUUACACUCCACAGCACAAAGUACUACUGGAAUGAUGAGCUGCAGAACUUUGAAGUUUUGACAGGCCUGGAGGAUCUGCAGAUCAGCUGCUCCACCCUCCACUCGGAGCACAGUGCAGGCCUGUCCAGGAGCCAGCAAGAGUACAGGAGACUGUUCUUUGGAGUGAAUGAAAUUGCAGUGAAAGUGCCUUCUCUUUUCAAGCUGCUUAUCAAAGAGGUCCUCAACCCUUUCUACAUCUUCCAGUUCUUCAGUGUGAUCCUGUGGAGUAUCGAUGAGUAUUACUACUACGCCGUGGCCAUUGUCUUCAUGUCGGUCAUAUCCAUAGCUACCUCUCUGUACACCAUCAAAAAGCAAUAUGUCAUGCUUCACGAUAUGGUGGCCACUCACAGUAUUGUCCGCGUAUCUGUAUGCCGAGCCAACAACGAUAUCGAGGAGAUCAUGUCUACUGAUCUGGUGCCUGGUGAUGUAGUGGUCAUCCCCGGCAAUGGGACCAUCAUGCCGUGUGACGCCGUGCUGGUCAGCGGCACCUGCAUUGUCAAUGAAAGCAUGCUCACAGGUGAGAGUGUUCCAGUGACAAAGACCAACCUCCCAAACCCAGUGCCGGGAGAGAAGGAGGCGGAGGCUGAUAGUGCCUACAGCACAGAGGAGCACAAGAGACACACCCUCUUCUGCGGCACCAACGUCAUCCAGACCCGUUUCUACACUGGUGAACUGGUCAAGGCUGUGGUGGUGCGCACAGGUUUCAGCACAGCCAAAGGCCAACUGGUGCGCUCUAUCCUCUACCCCAAACCCACUGACUUCAAACUGUACCGUGAUGCCUACCUCUUCCUGUUGUGUCUGGUGGCUGUAGCUGGAAUUGGCUUUAUCUACUCCAUCGUCCUCAGCAUCAUGAACGAGGUGCCAGCUAAAACCAUCAUCAUCGAGUCGCUGGACAUCAUCACCAUCACUGUGCCACCGGCACUGCCCGCGGCCAUGACAGCUGGGAUUGUGUAUGCCCAGCGACGCCUCAAACGCAUUGGCAUCUUCUGCAUUAGCCCCCAGAGGAUCAACAUCUGUGGGCAACUCAACCUGGUUUGCUUUGACAAGACUGGAACUCUGACAGAGGAUGGACUAGACAUGUGGGGAGUCCAGAGAGCGGAGAACGGCAGGUUCCUCCUCUCAGAGGAAAACGCCUACAAGGAGAGUCUUGUGAAGACCCAGUUUGUGGCUUGCAUGGCUACCUGCCACUCCCUCACCAAGAUCGAGGGAGAGCUCUCUGGAGACCCUCUGGACCUCAAGAUGUUUGAGGCUACAGGCUGGAUCCUGGAGGAGGCCACUGAGGAGGAGACAUCUCUCCACAACCGCAUCAUGCCGACUGUGGUUCGACCCCCCAAGCAGCUGUUGCCCCCGGAGCCUGCUGUAGCACCAGAUCAGGACAUGGAACUCUAUGAGUUAUCGUCAACCUAUGAGAUAGGUAUUGUGCGCCAGUUCCCCUUCUCCUCUGCACUCCAGAGGAUGAGUGUGGUGGCUCGUCUGCUUGGGGAGAAACGCAUGGAUGCCUACCUGAAGGGGGCGCCAGAGAUGGUGGCCAGCCUCUGUAAGAAGGAGACAGUGCCAGAAAACUUUGCGCAGGUUUUGGAGGACUACACCAAGCAGGGUUUUCGGGUCAUCGCCCUGGCCCAUCGCCGCCUUGAAUCCAAACUCACCUGGCACAAAGUCCAGAACAUCAACAGGGAUCACAUCGAGACCAACAUGGAGUUCUUGGGCCUGAUAAUCAUGCAAAACAAGCUAAAGCCAGAAACACCAAAGGUGCUGCAGGACCUCCACGAAGCCAACAUCCGCACCAUCAUGGUUACUGGUGACAACAUGCUGACAGCCAUCUCAGUGGCCAGGGACUGUGGGAUGAUUCCUCCCCAGGACACGGUGAUCAUCGCUGACGCCCUGACACCCCGCGACGGCAUGGCCGCCAAGAUCACCUGGAGAUAUGCUGACAAGCCCAGCAAGACACCCCGCCUGGAGGAAGUGGCCAUCACCCUGCAGGAUGUGUGUCAUAUAGACGAGCCCAAGACUCAGGAGCAGUACCACUUUGCCAUGAACGGCAAGACCUUUGCCGUCAUCGCUGAGCACUUCCCUGACAUGCUUCAGAAGCUGGUGCUGCAUGGAACCGUGUUUGCCAGAAUGGCUCCAGAUCAGAAGACGCAGCUCAUUGAAGCAUUGCAGGGUGUAGACUACUAUGUGGGCAUGUGUGGAGAUGGAGCGAAUGACUGUGGGGCUCUGAAGAGAGCUCAUGGUGGCAUCUCUCUAUCAGAGCUGGAGGCCUCUGUAGCCUCUCCGUUCACCUCCCGGACUCCCAACAUCUCCUGUGUCCCCAGCCUCAUCAGGGAGGGCCGUGCUGCUCUUAUCACCUCCUUCUGUGUGUUCAAAUUCAUGGCUCUCUACAGCAUAAUCCAGUACAUCAGCGUCACUCUCCUCUACUCUAUCCUCAGUAACCUUGGGGACUUCCAGUUCCUCUUCAUCGACAUUGCCAUUAUCCUCCUUAUCGUCUUCACCAUGAGUCUGAACCCAGCGUGGAAGGAGCUGGUGCCGCGUUGCCCUCCCUCAGGCCUGAUCUCGGGCCCUCUGCUGUUCUCUGUGCUGACCCAGAUCCUCAUCUGCCUGGGCUUCCAGACCAUCGCCUUCCUCUGGGUCCGACAACAGUCCUGGUACAAGUCCUGUUCUCUGCACACCAAUCCCUGCAACCUGUCAUCCUAUGGAAAUGACUCCGACCACAAUAUCCAGAACUACGAGAACACCAGCCUCUUCUAUGUCUCCUCCUUCCAGUACCUCAUUGUUGCCAUUGUCUUCUCCAAGGGCAAACCUUUCAGACAGCCCAGUUACAAGAACUGGCCCUUUGUGCUUUCUACCAUAAGCCUGUACGCAUUCCUGUUGUUCAUCAUGUUCCACCCAGUUCACAUCAUUGAUGAGUUUCUCGAGAUUGUUGAUGUGCCAUUCGAAUGGAGGUUUAAACUCUUAGUCGUCAUUUUAGUCAAUGCUGCUGCCUCUGUCCUGAUGGAGACCUUCGUCCUUGACGUCGUCUUAUGGAAGCUUGUGUUCAGCCGAGACAAGCAGGGCAGCUUUGGCGCCACCCCUGCCGCCCCGACACCACAGGGGGGCAUUGACCUGUGGGGGUACAGGUGUCUGUCCUGGCUUUGCUGCCGACGUAAAAUGACCCCUAAGGCUCGCUAUAUGCAUCUGGCCCAGGAGCUCAGCGUGGACCCCGACUGGCCGCCCAAGCCCACCACCACUACUGAAGCCAAGCCCUGCCCUGACAACUGCUCUGCCUACCAGAUCAUGAUCAACUCCUAGCAACCCCACGCCCCUCCCCCAGCAUGUACUUGUAUGACCCACUCUGAGAGAAACGAACAGUUGGACAGUUUGUCUAUAAAGAAUGACUGGAAGAGGCAAAGGAACAGAGAGGUUCAACGUUACCAUGGUGGUAAGAGUUAGCUGGCGGUGACACAAGAAGGACUGAUGAGGUUGAAGGUGGAUGGAGUAAUGAAUGGAUGGGUAAACCCACCUAUAUAGUUUGAUGAUACAGGUUUUUUAUAUCUGAGAUUUCUCCUACUGUUUCCUCCCAUUUCUUGACUCAGUUUCCAUAAUUCUGAGCACCCACCUAGCCCUCAGCCACCACUCUGAAAGGGCGUUCACACUGCGAGCUACUUGGUUGAUGGUUGCUCCAGUAACGACUGCGGGCAGGGCAAGAGGCUCCAAUUACAUUCUAUCUAGUGGUCGGCAGCUACCAAGUCUUGAAUGUGCAAAUGAUGUAUUUUUUAUGUAUAUUUGCUGCGCUGAUAUCGCCUGUCAUAAUGUCCCAUUGUUUUAACAAGUUAACACAGCUGUCUAGCAAACACUAUUUAGCAUUACUGUUGACCCCUAUGAUGGAUUCUCCAAACGUCACUAUGUCUCUUCCUGCAGUCUUUAGAAUAAAGGACGUAGAGAUCUGGGAAGCUUUGUACAGCUGUAAUCCACUUCUUGCCUAUUUUGCACUUGUCUGGCAGAGCGGUUAUUCUUAGAACAAAGUCACAUUGGUAGGCAAAGAAGGACACGCACACAUUGGAUUCACUCUUGUUGGCCAAUGACAGCAGAAAUUUUGGCUGUGGUCAGUUUUUCUCAGCCAAUAAGCAUGUUGUUUGUCCACAAGUUUUCAUUGUCCUACAAAUUUACAAGAAGUGAAUUGACUUCUGGUGACCUGUUGAUCAUGUUGCUCGCAGUCUGAGUGCACAAUUACUGAUUUAACACACACACACACACACACACACAUCACAA
Molecule: messenger RNA, 5068 nt
Organism: Myripristis murdjan (pinecone soldierfish)
Lineage: Eukaryota; Metazoa; Chordata; Actinopteri; Holocentriformes; Holocentridae
Gene: atp13a3
Product: ATPase 13A3
Exons: 34
Coding region: 326-4108 (1260 amino acids)
Biological process (GO): intracellular calcium ion homeostasis; polyamine transmembrane transport
Cellular component (GO): late endosome membrane
Molecular function (GO): ATPase-coupled monoatomic cation transmembrane transporter activity; P-type ion transporter activity; polyamine transmembrane transporter activity
Source: RefSeq, a predicted model, not a curated record